AUGGACGUCUCAAGCAACAACGCAACGACAACUCCUUCAAAUACAAUAACUUUUUGUCACUGCUGCUGCAGGGGAGGUCUUGCGAAUGACGACAUCCAACAGCUGACAACAACCAGCAACUUCUGUAAAACAACUGCUGCAGACAGCAACAACAAAUUUAACAACUCUCUCCUCGUUAAAUCUUUUGAAACAAGUAGCAGCAGUAAAUUAUCAUGUACAAUGCCAACAAAUAACAAUAGCUACACAAACACACACAACAACAUCACAAGCAACUACAUCACAAACAACAACAUCACAAACAACGACAUCACAAACAACAACAAUAACAACCUGUGCGAUUAUGUUGGCAACAAUGAGAACAAACAGAGCAUGAAGCAGGCGAAUAGCACGAAGACUAACCAUUUGAACGGAGAAGUUUACAAUAACCUCCUCAACAAUGUUGUCAACAUCAACGGCGACAACUACGAACAUUUGUGGCCCACAUUCAAAAACUGA
This is a messenger RNA of Helobdella robusta, 495 nucleotides long. RefSeq lists its product as hypothetical. The record is from RefSeq and is a predicted model, not a curated record. Bases 1 to 495 code for a protein of 164 amino acids. Lineage: Eukaryota; Metazoa; Annelida; Clitellata; Rhynchobdellida; Glossiphoniidae. The transcript has a single exon.